Molecule: messenger RNA, 917 nt
Organism: Protopterus annectens (West African lungfish)
Lineage: Eukaryota; Metazoa; Chordata; Ceratodontiformes; Protopteridae
Product: leukocyte elastase inhibitor A-like
Exons: 6
Coding region: 27-902 (291 amino acids)
Biological process (GO): negative regulation of endopeptidase activity
Molecular function (GO): serine-type endopeptidase inhibitor activity
Source: RefSeq, a predicted model, not a curated record
CUGUUCCAAAAAUAAGGUUUAAAACAAUGGCUGCUCUUUGUGAGGCAAACACCACCUUUGCUUUGGAGAUGUACAAGAAGAUAACUGAGGAAAAUAAAGUCUGCAACAUCUUCUUUUCUCCAUUAAGUAUGUCAUCUUCACUGUCUAUGGUCCUCUUAGGAGCAAAAGAUGCCACUGCUGCACAGAUGUCAAAGGCCCUGCAGCUUGACAAAAGCGAGGAUGUUCAUUCCCAAUACCAGGAACUUAUCACAGCAAUAAAUAACCCAUCUGCUGUUGGUACUCUGAUGAUGGCCAAUCGCCUUUUUGGAGAACAGACGUACAACUUUUUGCAAACUGAAACCAAACCUGUUCAGAUGAUGAGUCAGAAAGGCGAGUUUAACAUGGCCUUCAUACCAGAUAUGCAGAUUAAAAUCCUUGAGCUACCUUAUGCUAAUAAAGAGAAGAAGAUGUUAAUCAUUCUGCCCUUGGACAUAAAUGAUAACACUAAUGGACUUGAACUGGUUGAGAAGAAUCUAAGCUAUCAGAAUUUGGUGGAGUGGACCAAACCCAGCAUGAUGUACAAAAUGGAAAUCAUGGUGCAGAUUCCAAAAUUUAAGCUUGAGGAUAGCUAUGAUCUUAAGCCAAAGCUAAUAAGCAUGGGAAUGGUAGAUGCAUUCAGUCCAGGACAGGCUAACUUCUCUGGAAUGUCAGACAGAAAUUAUCUAUUUUUGUCAGAGGUGGUCCAUAAAGCAUUUGUGGAAGUAAAUGAAGUGGGAACAGAGGCAGCAGCUGCAACUGCAGAUGUCACCACGAGCUGUUUAUUACAACGUGAGGAGUUUAUAGCUGACCAUCCAUUUAUAUUCACUAUUCUAGAUUGUAAAACCUCCACCAUCAUUUUCCUUGGCAGAUUCUGUUCUCCAUAAGCUCUUUAUGCAGUA